Ramularia collo-cygni is the source of this 285-nucleotide messenger RNA. RefSeq lists its product as uncharacterized. The record is from RefSeq and is a predicted model, not a curated record. The transcript has 2 exons. Bases 1 to 285 code for a protein of 94 amino acids. Lineage: Eukaryota; Fungi; Ascomycota; Dothideomycetes; Mycosphaerellales; Mycosphaerellaceae.
AUGGCUUUUACGCCACUGUUGGAAUCCAACAUUUCAACUGCUUUUCCAACAAUUCAGGCGCCGCCGCUCGGCUCUCGGCAGCCGACGCGAAGGUCAAGAUACCCGCUGGACUCAACAGACGGACAGAACACUAGUUCGUACGACCACGGUUCUCUACCUUGUGGUGGCGACCCGCACAUUGGUCACAAUGUCUUCUGGGGAACAACUAAAUUCCUGGUCUCGAUGGAGGUCUUUGUUGCCAUCCUGGUUGUCGGAACUAUGUCGUUCUUGGAAACACGGAUCUGA